Arxiozyma heterogenica is the source of this 534-nucleotide messenger RNA. It is a transcript of the gene UGX2, whose product is annotated as Ugx2p. The transcript has a single exon. Bases 1 to 534 code for a protein of 177 amino acids. NCBI's taxonomy places the organism in Eukaryota, Fungi, Ascomycota, Saccharomycetes, Saccharomycetales, Saccharomycetaceae. The record is from RefSeq and is a predicted model, not a curated record.
AUGGCAAGGUUAAAUUCAUAUGAAGAAAAUCGAACUCUUUUAUCUGAAGCUAUGAUGGAAAAUGAAAUAUCAAUAGUAUAUUCAACUACACAUAACGAAAUAAUUAAAGAAGAGACCCAAGUAGACUUAUCUAAAGAAGAGAUGUUUGAACAUUGUUACCAUUAUUAUAUUGCGUUAUCUCAAUCACAAGGAUUUCAAUGGAAUCAGGAUUUAUUUGUUACUCAGUACCAGCAGAAUCAUCAAGUGGAAUAUGAUGGACAUGAAGAUUCACUUAGUGAAGAUAUAGAGACUUUGGAAUCAAGAAGUAUUUCAGAUUUGUCUCGAAGAAUACAGUACAGAAGAAGAUCCAACAGUAAUAGUAUAAGUUUUAAAAGAGAUUCAAAGAAUGGGUUAAUUAAUUUGUCGUUACCUUUGAAUGAAUAUUUAGAACAAAGUAAAGACAACUGUGAUGAAUUCAGUCAAAGUGAAAAGGGUUUAAUAACCAAAAAGGAAUUUAAAAAACAUCUAGAUUAUUACAAGUGGCUCCUAAGUUGA